Messenger RNA from Saccoglossus kowalevskii, 462 nucleotides. RefSeq names its product solute carrier family 52, riboflavin transporter, member 3-like. Gene Ontology annotation, cellular component: plasma membrane. The record is from RefSeq and is a predicted model, not a curated record. NCBI's taxonomy places the organism in Eukaryota, Metazoa, Hemichordata, Enteropneusta, Harrimaniidae. Gene Ontology annotation, molecular function: riboflavin transmembrane transporter activity; protein binding. Gene Ontology annotation, biological process: riboflavin transport.
UCUAUUCAGUCGUAUUCCACCCUACCCUAUGGUAACCUAGCUUAUCAUUUAGCAAUUACCUUAGGAUUAAUGAUGAUACCAACAGCUAGUUUGUGUGUGCAUUGGUUACCAGCAAAAUCUAAUAUCUCAAUAGGAAUUCUCACUGUUAUAGGAACUGCUGUAGCAUGUUACAUCACAGCGUGUGCUGCAAUGAGUCCAUAUCCGCCAUUAUGUGGCAGUCCAUGGGGAGGGGUAGUAUCGGUCGUGGUAUGGUUGUUAUUUUAUUUUAUAUUCACUUACAUCAAAGUCUCUAUUGGAGGAAUAUUACGUCAUGAAGGCAGAAAUGCUCUUAUUUUGUACGGCGGAGUGACACAGAUUGGGUCGUUGUGUGGCGCGAUUCUUAUAUUCCCACUGAUCAAUACACUGCAUUUGUUUGAGCCAAACGAUCCUUGCGUAUUUACCUGCUAUUAAAUUGCCAAACCC